Molecule: messenger RNA, 2331 nt
Organism: Geodia barretti
Lineage: Eukaryota; Metazoa; Porifera; Demospongiae; Tetractinellida; Geodiidae
Source: the annotation of a GenBank genome assembly
ACUUCUAACUUGGGUGAAGGUGAAAGAAAUCACAUCCUGAACCCACUGUUAACGCAUGCGCAGAAAGUUCACAUCCGGUGUCGUCCGCAUAUCCCACUACGCGGACUACGGGAGAGAAGAGCCAUGUUCCUGUCGAGGUUCUGUACGGUCGUCUCUUUACUUCUCAUAACACUUGCAGCAAAUCCAGGUACAUAUACCGUAGCUUCAGCUGAGUUGUUGGUUUAUUGACUACUUUGGGGUGGCUCUGUCUUGCAGCACUGCAGUGUAGUGUCAACAAUCUGCCAUCACCGUUCAGAGAUAGAAGAGAUGGUGAUCCACUUCUGACUUGGGUGAAGAUGCGUAUGUGAACGCAUGCGCAGAAAGUGCACAUCCGGUGUCGAUCCGACGGGCGCGGUUCACAUCUAUAAUCUGCCACUACGCGGACUACGGGUGAGAAGAGCCAUGUUCCUGUCCAGGUCCCGUACGGUCGUCUCUUUACUUCUCAUAACACUUGCAGCAAAUCCAGCGCUGCAGUGUAGUGUUGAAAACCUCGCACCGUUUGGUGAUAGUGGUGGACCACAGAGCAAAAGACCUGAUCGUGACAGGUUCCAGGCCAUAGUGCCUGCCUAUACUUUCCAGUGUUCUGGUAGAGUCACUGAAUGGGGGGCCUGUGUACAGCCUGGUGGUAUGAGCCGUGACCAGUACUACAUCCAGUUCCAGGUGUGGAGACCCAAUGGCAGUGGAUGUUACAGUCUAGUUGGAUUCAACAGACCAGUGGGUAGUGAUGGAGGGGAUGGAUUCCUCAGUCCACCAGACGACAAUAUGACCCACUCCGUCGCUGUGUGGUACUGUCAGUGACAGAAGAAGACCAGCAGAUAGAGGUCCAGUCUGGAGAUGUGGUGGGAUACUAUGUUGACUUUUUCAGAAAUGGUGAUGACGAAAAUAAUGGCGGUAUUCAGUGGCUUGAAAAUCACAAUAAUGUGGUAGUUCAUUACAAAGAUGAUCUACCAAGGGGAGACAUAAAGUCACACUAUGCUCUUGGUGGGACCCAAUCCUACUGAGUGUGGGUUUCCAAUAUCAGGUGACAGUAAUUCCUAUUCUCUCAGUGAUUCAACCUCUGCAGCUCCCAUCAUCAGCCUCAGUUUUGUCACUACACCACCAAUGCCCACAACCUCAGUCUCCCCCUCAAUGCCUGGUGAUAUAGUGCCUACACCUACACCAACACCAUCAGUUGUAGACCUCCCACCACCUCCCAUGACAACUCCAUCUACUCCACUAGGAGGAGAUGGAGACACUCCACCUCCCGCUGAACCUAGUCCUCCGUAUUCCUCUGCCUCUGACAUAACAAUGACGACAUUUCCCUCUCCACCAUCAGUCAGUAGAGAUGGAGAAGAAGAUUCACCUGGGCUGAUCAUAGCUGGUGUCGUAGUAGCUGUCCUCAUUUUAGCUAUUCCUGUCAAGCAGCCACAGAAUCUCGCAGCUCAGUAUUACGACUACUGUACUGACCCAGUGGCCAAUGUGCAGAAGAACCCAGAGAGGCAAGAGAGGGUAUAUGCCACUCUUCAAGCCCCACAUUAUGAAACAGCUCAGUCAGGAAAUGGUAGUCUCCCCAGUGAAUACCAAACCUACGACUACACUACCAUAUACGAGGAUCCUACCUCUCCAUCUUACGUGAGCGAAGUUUACUCGACGGGGAGUGUAUUUGACUCAGCUGGAACGUAUGUGCCAACACUGGAAGCAAGGAGCAGAUACGAACUGCCACAGUCCCUGUCAGAUGGCCACAGGUACAACACUCUGGAGUUCUUUGAGAGAGACCAGGUGUUCUGGGCCCCAGCCUCCACCACUCUGGGCCUCUACCAACAGUUAUGCACGAAACGCUAUCGGGAAAUUGACAGAAAUCAAAUACGUGUCCUGGAGGAAAUAGGGUCAGGGCAGUUUGGGAACGUGUCAAAGGGACUGUGGAUGUACAAGAAUGUGAGUAUGAAAGUGGCGGUAAAGUCCCUGAACAAGACGGCAGGAGAGGGAGAGAGAGUAAAGUUCCUGCAGGAGGCGGCCAUCAUGGGCCAGUUCUACCAUCCCAACAUUGUCCGACUCCACGGAGUUGUCACAGUCGGAGAUCCUGUGUUGAUAGUUUUGGACUUUAUGCCCAAUGGAGACAUGAAAAGUUAUCUGGACCACAUGGUUGUAGGAAAGAAAGAACAGGCUCAUCUCCCGAGGGAGUUCCUGCGAUUUUCUCGAGAGAUUGCAGCUGGGAUGGCCUACCUCUCUAAGAAGUCGUUUGUCCACAGGGACCUUGCAGCCAGAAACAUUCUCCUGGAUGACCGGAUGUUGUGCAAGGCAGGACAGCAAUAG